CGCGGGGUUGCGAACGGCGGCAGCGAGGGGUCCAAUCCCAAGCUCUGGACUUUUCGUCUCGAGAAAGAUAAGGAAGUCAAAAAACAACAUUCGAAUCAUGGGUGACGCAGAUCUUGAACAGAUUAGGCGUGCGCGCCUGCAAGAGAUGCAGCAGCAGCAGGGCCAGUCGGGCGGUCAGGGUGGUGAGCAAGAGCAGAAGCAGCAGCGCGAAGCACGCGCAAGCAUUCUGUCGCAAAUCCUCGAACCCGAUGCCGCAGACCGUCUAGGACGUAUCCGCCUCGUCAAGCAAUCGCGCGCCGAAGAUGUCGAGAACAGACUCAUCAUGCUGGCACGCAGUGGUCAACUCAAACAAAAGAUCAGCGAGGCCCAACUCAAGGACAUUCUGGCCGCCAUGUCAGAGCAGCAAGAGAAGAAGGAGACUGUCAAGGUCUCGAGAAGAAAGGGAGGCUGGGAUGAUGAUGAUCUUGAGGAUCUGUUGAACAGCGAUUGAGCAGCCAACGUAUGCUUUUCCGAUCUCCUUCGACCUU
This is a messenger RNA of Aureobasidium pullulans EXF-150, 527 nucleotides long. Its product is annotated as DNA-binding TFAR19-related protein. Gene Ontology annotation, cellular component: cytosol; nucleus. NCBI's taxonomy places the organism in Eukaryota, Fungi, Ascomycota, Dothideomycetes, Dothideales, Saccotheciaceae. Gene Ontology annotation, molecular function: DNA binding. The coding region runs from base 98 to 490 and encodes 130 amino acids. The transcript is spliced from 3 exons. The record is from RefSeq and is a predicted model, not a curated record.